Molecule: messenger RNA, 3133 nt
Organism: Penaeus chinensis
Lineage: Eukaryota; Metazoa; Arthropoda; Malacostraca; Decapoda; Penaeidae
Biological process (GO): snRNA transcription by RNA polymerase II; snRNA transcription by RNA polymerase III; positive regulation of transcription by RNA polymerase III
Cellular component (GO): transcription elongation factor complex
Source: RefSeq, a predicted model, not a curated record
GGUUGUUUAAGCGACGUCAAUAAAACAUUCAUGUGGCGUGACUCGAAUUGAGAUAUUGUCUGGCUUUGUGUUACAAAAAUGGAGCAAUCCCAGAAAACUAAAACAAAGAAGGGACAGCCACUGAAUGCCGACUCUGUCACAUUUAUCCCUGGUCUCUUCAAGCCUCCACCAAGAGGAUUCAUCCCCAUAGAUGCCAACGAUCCUUUCAUCGCAGGCCCUGAGGUACUUCAGCAAGAAUGCAGCCUCUUUCAAAGAGAAAAUGCAACCAGAAGCCAAGAAAUCGAAGAGAUUUUAAAAUUCUCCGAGAAAGACUGGAAGAGAAUUGCAGAGGUUCAGAUAGAGAGGGAGAGACAACUAAGGGAGAAGGAACAAGCAGAAAUGGAGAAGGCAGCCGCCAUAAAAGCAGUGGACCAGAAGAUAAAACAGAAUCUAGACCGUAAGGUGGAUCUGCUCUUCAACAAACACGAGUUCUUUGUAAAGAAGCAGUGCCCUGUUGCGAUUCCCUUCAAGUCAUCACUGAAUCAUGCUGAGCAUCAAGCCUACCUGAGAGCUUUUGUUAAAUUCAAGAUCAGAACACACAAAACAGCUUGUGAAGCCACAGAAUAUGAGCAGUACUUGAGACUUCAGAAUCGUGUGUAUGAGGAACAGAAGAUGUUCAUGGACUUCUCCUUCCAAGUGUCAAGGUUGCAGUUAGAUUCAUACAAUUCCAUUCCAGAACUGGUCAAUGAGUAUGUCAAUGAGUAUGUGCAGCAUCGCAGCAGACGUGCAACUAAAUACAUGUCCAUAUACUUCCAAGAACAAGAAGUGCCCAUCAGACCCCAAGAUCCUUCUAAUAGGCUAAGCAACCUGCAGUUUCAACACCUGGGUCACUUACUCAGUCUGGGCUCUGUACCGUGGCUUAAAUUGCCAAAUGUUCACAAAUUGAACCAACUCAACUUGGAUGAAUCUGUCCUGAAAACCCAACCCCCAGUACCAAAGGAAGAGGAUAAGGGGAACACGCUCUCAGGGACAGUGUGUGAGGACCCCAAUGCAAUAUAUUUAGCACAGAAGCACCAGGCAAAUAUAGUGAUUUGCACAAGUGCCUUGAAGACACUAGCGGACAAUCAUGGCCCAAACUUUGACAAUGAAUGGGACAUUCCUGUGAAAGUGCAGAGCUACAACAUUAAAGAUGACAAUGGUGAGGAGAAAAGCCACCGUGUUGUUUUCAUAGACAAGCCAAUGCCAAAGAAGACGUGGACGCCCCUGGACAAAAAACAGCUGUUUUAUAAGAAAGCGGCUCUUGCUUCACUAACAGAAAUCAAGCGGUUGAAUGUGUUCAGAAUGAAAUCACCACCAUUAUUUAAGCAUGAAAUGAUGGUUCAAAAUACCGUUCAAGUGAAGGAUCAGGUUAAGUAUGAUGAUGACUUUCUGGACCUAACAUCAGUAGCCAGUCAUGACGUCUUCGGAAUUGAUUCUAAUGUGAACGAGUCAGAUUUUUUUUCUUCACCGAAAAGGAAAAACGAUACAGAGGAAGUUAAAAGCAACAAAAUUUCAAAAAAGAAAGUAGCUGGCAAGAAACCACAAGAUAAAGGCAAGAGUCAAGCAAAUCUGUUUCAGAUGAUCCUAUGGAUUCCAAAGGAACAGAUUAUAACAUCUGAAGUCAUUGCUGACAGAGGAAACACAGAGAGUGUGAAGCCAUUAACUUCACAGUCAUUUAACAGUGGCAGCUUUCUUGAGGACCUCAUUGACUUGCAGGAUUCUCUACUGAAGCCUCUGCAGACUCAGAACUCCCCAGUGAAGGCAAAAGAUGGAGAAAUGGAAGCAGAUCCUGUUCAUCCCUGGCCUUGGUCAAACAGACUUCAGACAGACUGGUCCAGUCAUGGCGAGGCAAAAUCUUGUGAGUUGUGGACUGGAAAGAACAAACACUACCAACUCUUCUCCAUGGGACCCAGGAACCUCCAGCCAAAUGCCUCAUGUCAAGAUUUACGAAUUAUUGUCAUACACAACAUUCAUGGCAUCUCAAGGUUCAAGUCCAAAAAGAUAAAGAGUAAAGCCUAUAUAGUUUAUCCAAAGAUAGAAAAUCAGCCAUAUUUUGGUUGUGAAGUAAACACCUUGUCUGAGAUUACUCAGCAAUGGAUUCACCUGUUGGUAGCCCCAAGCACAACUCUGUUACAAGUGCGCGUGUGCGAGAGCACGGGCGAGGUGCUUAUGAGCGAGGAGAAGACGCUUCCGUCGGUGCUUCGCGAGGGCCAGCAGCAGCACAUUGGCUUCGCGCCGCAGCCGCACCUGCUCACGCUCUACUCCGUCUUCAGCGCCGUCACGGGGCUGUCCUCGGGCGCCUACCUGCUGCACCACGACGCCAAGACGGAGGCCUUCAUCAAGCUCAUGAGAGCGGGCGACGCCGACAGGAGCAGGUAUUCCUCCGUCAGGCAAGCGAAGCGCCAAGGCUACGUGACUGCGUCGAGCCUCGUUCCUGGCCUUGGGUCUAAUUAUUUCAUAGCUCCGUUUUAUUUGCGAAAUAAUACGAGCGGAAUCGGCCAUCAUGACGACAUAGAAACAGCGGGAAAUGGCCGUGACGUCAUCGCCUCUGUCGCUCUCGCCCUCGUUCAUCGGCGAAUGAAAUCGUCUCUGUUUAGACUGGGUUCGAGGCGACGUUGCGUGAGCUUGGUUGUGUUUUCUGCUUGGAGACUGGGUCACCUGCAAGCAUUCAACCUGCACUCCAGCUAUGCUUUAGCCACACCGACCACGCGGCCUUAUACAGUUCCGCCUUGGCUGGCAAUCGACACGCACCUCCUGACGCCAUUUCACUACAAGCAUUACAAGAUCCCUGGUACUUUCCCUAUGCAGAACCCUGAUCAAAAACUCACGCCAUCACAGAAGAAAUUGAAACACGAAAAGGCGAAAAAGAAGAAGAAACUUGCAGACCUAGAAAAAAAGGCAGAAGCCGAUGCCGAGGACCAGGAGAGAGACUGAUAAAUUGAACUCUUCAAUUAGGAAAUAAUUGUGUUACUUCUUUCCUUUGAUAGGCAGUGAUUUUCUUCACUGGAGAAAACGUAUUUGUAUUUUUAUGUAAAGCAUUAGUAUCUCUACAUUUAAGUAUGUAUAUAAUAGAAAACUUUGUAUGAGAAUAAUGACAAUAAAAAAACAAGCUUUA